GCGCCUGUUGACAUGGUCGAUAUCCAGGCUGUAAUCUAUCUGUUAUAUACAAACACAACAUCUGUAUUCGAUCUCCCGAAUAUGCUUGCAGUCGGCAACAUUAUCAACAUUUGUACUAGCUUGCACGCAUUCAAUGGGAUGAUUCGACACGUACUAGAGAGACAAUAUAAUCAUCUCUUUGAGGUACACGUGCUUUAAGGAAACAUCGCACUUCAAUGACUAAAAAUAUUCGCGGGUGUUGAAUGACGGACGCUUAUCCUGGAUCAUAAGGCAAAUUUGUCCCUGGAGUCAGUCAAUUUCGAAAACGCGGGAAUUGUUGCUAUAUAAUUAGCUAAUACGGAGACUGCGAUGUGUAGUAGGAUACUUAAUGAAAGUUUAUGAAUUAUGUACACAUGGUUGUAAGGUGAGCAUACACACUAGAACGGCCGUGCAUCGCUGAAGCAUACAGUAGCAGGCACUAUCGAUCUUUUGCUCCGUGCCAUCUUCACGCUAGCCUGACUCGAGUUAGUCUGGCCAGCUUACUGUUUGUGUAUUGACGCGAGAACGAAAGAACGCGUUGUCCGGUGGUUGAUUCGGUCCUGACACAGAAGAUGGCAUACCUCAAUUAGUGAUGUCCUACCGUUAAUUUCCUUUUGGACUUGGAACACACUUUUGUAGCGGUGUUGUAGGUAUUUACAACACACCACGGAUAUUACAGUGCUGUUACAGGUGUUGGGACAUGUACAGGUAUUUUAAGCGACGAACAAUGCAUUAUUGAAGUUUUAAAAAAAUACAACAGAGAGUUACUUUUGUACUUUUGAUAAUUGCUGUUUUACAUAUUUUGACGAGAAAUAAUUAGGCAAUGUUUGACAGAUGAAUGACACGCUAUUGUCUCGUCUCCCGUUUGUUUUCAACGUAGCUAGUACACAAUUUAAUGGCGAGAAUACCAAUUUAGGAAUUUGAUAGUUCGGUCAGCAUGUCCGAAAUGGAGGAUAGGGCGGACAUAAUUCAGAGAGUAUCUGUCCAGGACAAGGACAAACGGAAUGGUGUCCCACCAGAAGUUCCUCCUUUGUGGGUCCCAGAGGAAAGGGACAAAAUUAGAUUCUGGGACUUAUUCAAGGAGAACUGGAUUUCCGUUGUAACCGAUUGCCUAGUUUUUGGAAGUUUUGGAAUGGGCGUGGCAUUUCUGGGACCCACACUCUUCGAUUUGGGAUGCCAAACAAAAUCAGAUCUUAAAGAGAUGAAUUGGGUGUUUUUUGUUCAACUUCUAAUGACAUUAGUGGGAUCUAUUUCGGCUGGAUGUUUGGCUGACAGGGCUGUUCCUGUGCACGUGCUGAUGUUGGUUGGUAUGGUAGGUUUACCUAUCACAAUGUUUAUAAUUCCGGCCUGCUCGGCGUUUGCCGGUUUAUUAAUAGACCUAAUGUUAAUGGGAUGGUGCAUGGGCUGUAUCGACUGUGUGGCCAAUUUGAGGAUGAUUCGACGAUUCGAGACAAACGUUGCGCCAUUUUUACAGGCUAUGCAUUUCUUCUAUGGUCUUGGUGCGUUUGUGAGUCCAAUGAUAGCUGCGCCUUUUAUACUAAACGUGGACUGUUCAGUAUACAUAGACGGCGUCACGCUGAAACCUCCAGUCACAGGGGCAGGAGAAAACGACACUAUGACGUCAGUUGUCCCGCCAAAUCCUCCACGUUUGUCACGUGCCAUCAAUUUGAGUAAUUCCAAAACAGCGUUCCUGAUUUUAGGUUCAAUUCAGUUAGUUAUUACCGUGAUCGUGGUUAUGGUAGUUGUGCUAGAAAAACAGAGAGUUUUUGGGACUGGUGCUGCUCUGUCACAGUCAAAUAGUACAAGGUCCCUGCACUCAGUUUCAUCAGACAAAGACCUAAAUGACAUUUCCGGAGAAGGUGUGAUUGCGAGGUGUUUCUAUUGUGGCACACGUGAAAUGUUACUCGUUACAGCUAUAACAUCUAUAUUGUUAUUCAUAUUCGACGGUUUGCAGUCAUCGUAUGCAGACUAUAUCUACUCUUAUUCAGAAAAGAAUGUGAGUGGUAUUAAGAAAGGAGAAGGAGCCGUUUUAAACGCAUGUUUUUGGGGCCUGUUUGCCUUGGGUCGGCUUUUGUCUAUCGGGAUAGCCACUCGAUUUACGCCGGCUUUCAUGCUGCUUUGUAAUCUAGUAGGAACUGGUAUAGCCUUGCUUUUGACGUUAAUCUGUCGCACUGAUCACACAGUCGUGUACGUGGGCACGUGCAUCGUUGGCCUAUUCAUCAGUAGCAUGUCACCUUCGUGCAUGUCAAUGGCGGAACAAUAUAUAAAAAUUACCCCAUCUGUUGCCUCCUGUCUUGUGGUAUGUGCAGCCUUGGGAGAGACUCUUUGUCCAGUCAUUGUUGGUAAUCUGUUUGUGUCGUUUGGACCGCCGAGUUUCUUGGUAUUCUGCCUAGUCAUCGUAUUAAUUGCCAUGUUGUUUUAUUGGGGUCUGUAUGCCAUAGGACGUGGCACACAUAAAUAUCAAGAACACGGUAUGGAUUCAUUCUUGUGGAUGCCGGGUUAUAAAAGACGUAAAGGAGGGGAGAACACUCUCAUCAAACCUGCCGCAGUAAAAUACUAUUCUCAAAUGACAGAGGAUGGACUAGCAGAAGCCACGGACAAGAUGGAACUGGAUCCGGUCACGAGACCAUCAACAAAUUAUGAUACCAAGAGUUAUCUCCCUGACACAACCAUGAACGACAUGCACGGAUAAUUACAACUAACGGGGAACUUAAUGGAAACAUUCCAAAUUAUAUCAUCUCUCAUACCAUUGAUUUUAAACACCAUUUAUCUAGAGAAAUUAAUAUAUCUUUAAAAAUUAGAUAAUUUAUUUGUCAUAUACGGAAUAAUAUAAAGAUAGAAAAGACAUAUACAAUAUUUAUCUUAUAAUAUUAAAUUUGGAAAAUAUCUUUCCACUAUUAACUGAUGUUGACAGGGAAACAUUAUAAAACGCCUCGUGUCAAUGUAUCAUUGUUUAAUCAGAGAUUUAAAUUAUAAAUUCAACUCUUUAUCUGUGUUCUUGUUACAUCGGUUAAAGGAAAACCGGAGUUGUCUUUCUUGGUAUAGAUAUGCUUUAUUUGUUCUGUGUUAUAUUUGUUUAGUGUUUUGUUCUGUUUUAUAUUUCGUUCUUUUUAAAAAUUUCUUCCGUGUCUUUAAUAGAGAUGAUUUGUUGGCUUUCUGUGAUAAUUGCUCUUUUAAAAGGUUAUUUUUUAUAUAAUGUAAAUCGCAUUUCUUUCGUUUACAUUACAUUUUUUCCAAACUCAAAUCGCGAAUACUGGAAUUCCUUUCCAUUCUCUCUGGCUACAUACUACUAGGAAUAACACGCUAUAUUCAAAUCUAUAUAUUUAUUUCUCGGGAAAUUCGGGUCAUUUUCAUUCGAUCACUCCUAAUCAUGAAUGAACGCUUUUUAAUCAAAACAUUUCAAAAGUAUCAAUUAUAAAGCUUAUUUUACUAAGUAAAACAACGUACAUCGUAAAAAAAAUAUUUCUUUAUAUUCCUGUAUGACUUUGAGCCCACUGCUUUGUGAUUAAUAAGCUAAAUGUUUUAGUACAUAUCUUUAAAAGAGUGGACUUUGAUUUUUAUAGCCAUGAAUGGCCUUCGCCUCAUGGUUAUGUCGUUAUCACCAUGACUUCAAAUAUUAGCGGUCCGUCUAUGAUACUAGACUGGGCGUGGCCUGUUUAGUUACAAUACUAGACUGGGCGUGGCCUGUUUAGUUACAAUACUAGACUGGGCGUGGCCUGUUUAGUUAUAAUACUAGUCUGGGUGUGGCUUGUUUAGUUACAUCGCUGUGCUUCAACUAGAGGCAAUUACUUGUUAUUGAUAUGCGAGAAGAUGUAGAGUGUGAUUUGUUAUUUGUUUGUGUUAUAUAAAUUGGCCACUAUUGUAAAUCUGUUUUCACGCUCAUGUACCCAUAUUUAUAAUUCAUACACAUUGUGUGUCAUCUAUUUCUUGAAGUUUUGAAAUGUUUUCCGCCAUUGUUAAAUUGUAUGCAGAGGGAAGACUAUAUAUAUAUAUAUAUAUGUUACCAAAUAACCUUAUAUCUAGAUCUAGUGAGAAUCCAUUACUUUAUAGAUCAUUGUUAAUACUGGUUGAUUCUUUCAUGUUGCUUUUUCAUAAUUCGAAAUGUAGAAAGAAUUUUAUAAAUCGUUGACCUGGUAUCAUGAGCGAGAUGAGAUUUAACACUUUUUUAAGACAUGCAUACAUUUAUUACAUUGAAAGUAGGUCACUGUUGACUCAUAUUUAUGAAAAAUAUAUUACAAAUGGAUUUCUGCGAAAAUGUUAAUAAUUGUAUUGCUGUAAUUCUGGUAAAUACUAGCCAUAAUAUACUGGUCGGCUAGAGAGAACUUUAGCUCGAUCUGUUGAGCAUCAGACUAGUACGCCAAUGGUCCCGGGUUCGAAUCUUAGCUGCGGCAUUGAAAUAAAUUAUGACCUCUGUUACAUUGGCGCCCAUGUUGGGACUAGGGAAUAAUAUUCAGCGAUUCUUGUGACCCCCGGAAACUCGGGGACGAGUUAUUCCCUGGUAAAAUACUAGCCGCAUUAUACCGCUCGGCUAAAGAGAAAUCCUCUUAAGCUCGAACGAUUGAGCGUCAGACUAGUACGCCAGGGGUCCCGGGUUCGAAUCCUAGCGGAGGUAUUUAAAUUGAUAAUGACGAUGUACUUUCAUGUCGUCUGUUGUUAGACUUUGUUACAUUUUACCUAUAAUUUUAUUGCAUCUAUCUCAUUGGAAUGUUUCGCUUAACUCUUUACUGACGCAAUAUGUAUGGAUCGCUAUCGAUUAGUUGCCAGGAUAUGGCAUAAAGGGGGAAUAUAUUCUAUAGAAAAUACUAUUUUUACACUAUGUUUAAUGUAGUAAUAAUAUUUUAAUGCCAUGUUAUGCAUGAUUUCAAUACGAUAUUGAAAAUGAUUUGAGAAAAAAUGCCCCUCAGUAUUUUCAUGACUUAAGACAAUAUUCCCAAAAGUGUUACCUUAUUCCUGUUUCGUUUUCCCACCAUCUUAUCCCAUCAUACUUUUAAGUAAUUAUCAUAAAAUUCCCGUAUAUGUUUCCCACCAUAUUCUUACGUAUUGAUUUUUAUUCUUUAUACAAUAUACACAAGUUUCUCACAUUUCUUUAACAAUGGUUCGUUAAGUCUUAACAACGGUAUCCUUUCACCUUUUCCUUUAAUGUGGCCUGUGUUAUAAAUACAAUAUUCCCUUUAAGGUUUUGCCGCAUUGUGCAAUAAUGUCAUAUCUGUUUAUUUAUUAAGUCUUUCAGGCUCCGCAUCGAAUAAAUUCAUCAUGACGUCA
This is a messenger RNA of Ylistrum balloti, 5280 nucleotides long. RefSeq names its product major facilitator superfamily domain-containing protein 4A-like. The record is from RefSeq and is a predicted model, not a curated record. The coding region runs from base 956 to 2710 and encodes 584 amino acids. NCBI's taxonomy places the organism in Eukaryota, Metazoa, Mollusca, Bivalvia, Pectinida, Pectinidae. The transcript has 11 exons.